Molecule: messenger RNA, 1965 nt
Organism: Fraxinus pennsylvanica
Lineage: Eukaryota; Viridiplantae; Streptophyta; Magnoliopsida; Lamiales; Oleaceae
Source: the annotation of a GenBank genome assembly
AUGGCAAAAACAGAGGGCAAGGCUAUUGGUAUUGAUCUUGGCACAACAUAUAGUUGUGUUGGAGUGUGGCAAAAUGAUCGAGUCGAAAUAAUUCCCAAUGAUCAAGGCAAUAGAACAACACCAUCCUAUGUUGCAUUCACAGAUACUGAGAGGCUUAUAGGUGAUGCAGCCAAGAAUCAAGUGGCUAUGAACCCACAAAACACCGUUUUCGACGCGAAACGCCUCAUUGGUCGAAGAUUCUCCGAUCCUUCUGUACAGAAUGAUAUGAAGCUCUGGCCGUUUAAGGUGAUUCCGGGACCUGGUGACAAGCCUAUGAUUGUGGUUGAUUACAAGGGCGAAAAGAAACAGUUCGCUGCCGAGGAGAUAUCGUCGAUGGUUUUGACUAAGAUGAAGGAAAUUGCUGAGACUUUCUUGGGGCAAACAGUGAAGAAUGCAGUGGUGACUGUGCCUGCUUAUUUUAACGAUUCGCAGAGGCAGGCCACGAAGGAUGCUGGGGCUAUUGCUGGGCUCAAUGUGAUGAGGAUUAUAAAUGAACCUACUGCUGCAGCUAUAGCUUAUGGAUUGGACAAGAAGGCGUCGAGGACUGGUGAAAAGAAUGUGUUGAUUUUCGAUCUUGGAGGUGGGACUUUUGAUGUUUCGCUUUUGACGAUAGAGGAAGGGAUUUUUGAGGUGAAGGCCACUGCUGGGGACACUCAUUUGGGUGGUGAAGAUUUCGACAAUCGGCUGGUAAAUCACUUUGCGGCCGAGUUCAAAAGGAAGCACAAGAAGGAUAUAAGUGGCAAUGCCAGGGCGUUGAGGAGGUUAAGGACAGCUUGUGAGAGGGCAAAGAGGACUUUGUCUUCAACUACGCAGACGACGAUAGAGAUUGAUUCUUUGUACGAGGGUAUUGAUUUCUAUGCCCCAAUCACGAGGGCGAGAUUUGAGGAGCUGAACAUGGAUUUGUUCAGGAGAUGUAUGGAGCCUGUGGAGAAAUGUAUAAGGGAUUCCAAGAUUGAUAAGAGCCAAGUGCAUGACGUGGUGCUUGUUGGAGGUUCGACGAGGAUUCCAAAAGUGCAGCAGCUCUUGCAAGAUUUUUUCAAUGGGAAGGAGCUUUGCAAGAGUAUUAAUCCGGACGAGGCUGUGGCUUAUGGAGCUGCAGUUCAGGCCGCAAUUCUAUGCGGUGAAGGCAAUGAGAAGGUUCAAGAUUUACUGCUGCUUGAUGUUACACCUCUCAGUCUUGGUAUUGAGACUGCUGGUGGUGUGAUGACAGUUUUGAUUCCAAGAAACACGACGAUUCCUGCCAAGAAAGAGCAAAUCUUCUCGACCUACUCUGACAAUCAGCCCGGUGUGCUCAUUCAGGUUUAUGAAGGAGAGAGGCCUAUGACAAAAGAUAACAAUCUUCUGGGGACCUUUGAGCUCAAAGGUAUACCACCAGCACCAAGAGGUGUGCCACAGAUCAAUGUCUGUUUUGACAUUGAUGCGAAUGGUAUUUUGAAUGUAUCGGCUGAGGACAAGACUGCUGGUGUAAAGAACAAGAUUACAAUUACAAACGACAAGGGAAGACUGAGCAAGGAAGAGAUUGAGAGGAUGGUUCAGGAGGCUGAGAAGUACAAGGCUGAAGAUGAAACCGUGAAGCAGAAGGUGGAGGCGAAGAAUGCAUUGGAGAAUUAUGCGUAUAACAUGAGGAAUACUAUAAAGGAUGAGAAAAUCGGAGGGAAGUUGGAUCCCUCUGAUAAGAAGAAAAUUGAGAAGGCAAUCGAUGAGGCUAUUGAUUGGUUGGACCGGAACCAGUUGGCUGAAGUGGAUGAACUCGAGGACAAAUUGAAGGAAUUAGAGGGUUUGUGCAAUCCCAUUAUUUCUAAGAUGUACCAGGGUGCUGGUGGAGAUGUGCCAAUGGGCAGUGGUGCUGACAUGCCGGGAGCUGGUUAUGGCAAUGCUAGCUCUGGCAACGCCGGUGCUGGGCCCAAGAUUGAGGAAGUUGACUAA